Messenger RNA from Dibothriocephalus latus, 495 nucleotides. The record is from the annotation of a GenBank genome assembly. NCBI's taxonomy places the organism in Eukaryota, Metazoa, Platyhelminthes, Cestoda, Diphyllobothriidea, Diphyllobothriidae.
AUGUUCGCAAAGGAAGCCCCAUCGCAUCACACUUCUUCGGAGCCUAACUCUUCAGGCUCUUCCGGACAUUCAUCUUCCUCUACUACAGCCUCAUCCCCUAUUCAAUCAUCUUUAACCCACAACGAUACCGUCUCCAGUCUGGAGAAGCCAAGUCCUGCAGAAGAUUCGCUUACCACCGAUACAGUAUCUUUUGAGGGGCGUGUUGAUGGAGGUGUGACCACCACUCCUUCAACUCUUACCGAUUCUGUCAUUUUGCCAUCUAGCGUCGUGGAGUCAUCUACUGGAAGUAAAGAGGCGUCCAUUCCCCCAAUACAAAAACAGCAAACGUCGAUCGGAGCAGUUAAACCAACUUUACGAGUCAUGCGAAAUAUUGCAGCAGUCGAAUGUGGCGCGAAGUUGUUGAAGGCCAGUCCUUCAGCACGCCAUGCUGCAUCGAUCCUGGUUGACAAUAAUGACAUGUACAUGAAUCAACCCUGUGCCUCCGAAAAAUGGUGA